ACUUUGAGAGACGCUUUGAUCGACGCAUUCGCAUCUUUGGAUCAUGUCUAUUCGUGCUUAUGAACAUACUUUGGCAACCUAUUUGCAUUUAUGUGCCGGCACUUACAUUGAAUCAAGUUUCCGGCAUCAGUGUUCACACGAUCGUUCCACUGACCAGUCUCAUUUGCAUCAUCUAUACCAGCAUUGGUGGCAUUAAGGGUGUUGUUUGGACAGAUGUUAUACAAGGAGCUGUCAUGGUCGGCGCCUUGGGUUUUGUGAUUAUAAAAGGCACUUACGAUUUGGGUGGGUUGGCUGUGGUUCUUGAACGUAAUCGUCAAUUUGACCGUUUGGUGGCCCCUGACAUGACAUUUGAUCCCACGGUUCGCAUGAGCGUUUUUGCCUUGUUUGUUGGAGGCACUUUCUUUAAGCUGCAGGCUAAUAGCAUAAAUCAGGCCGCAGUCCAGCGUUUUCUGACCUUGCCCAACCUGAAGGCAGUCAAGCAGGCACUUUUGAUUUCCCUCAUAGGCUUUUUACUCGUCAUGGCCAUGUGUAUUUAUAUUGGAAUGCUCGCCUUUGCCGCAUAUUAUCAUUGUGAUCCCAUAACCACGGGCCUGGCACGCGCCAAGGAUCAGGUAAUACCGUUGUAUGUUAUGCAAAGUGCUGGCGUAGUGCCCGGAAUCGUUGGUCUGUUUGUCGCAGGGGUGUUUAGUGCUGCACUUAGCUCACUGUCCACGGAACUCAAUUGUCUCUCAGCGGUGGUGCUCAAGGACUUUGUCGAGCCGUAUCGCAACUGCCCAUUGACAGAGCGGCAGACUGCCUAUGUCCUCCGAGGCGUGGUCGUUGUCUUUGGGCUCAUCUCAAUAGCAAGUGUCUCAGUAGUGCAGAAAUUGGGUAUGCUCAUGCAGCUCUCCUCCACCGUGGGUGCAAUCACCUGUGGUCCAUUGCUUGGCGCAUUCUCAGUUGGCAUGCUAUUGCCAUUUGUUCGAACAGAGAGCUUGCUUACCGGCAUUUCGGUAGCCACCACCUUUACAUGCUACAUUGUUGUUCGCGCACAAAUUGCAAUGGCUACCGGCCAAAUGAACUUUCCUAUGAAACCUGUUUCCGUGGAAGAUUGUGACUACAGCUUUGAGGUGCAUGCUAACUCGAAUACCCCCAGCGGCGCGAAUACUCACGAGGACAAAUGUCACAGCUUACAUCAGAUCUCGUUUUUGUGGUACACUUUGAUUGGUUCUUUAGGAACGGUUCUCUGUUCGUUGUUGGCUACGAUUUACUUUGGAAAGCAGGAUGUACGUCUGGUGGAUAAGGAACUGGUUUCGCCAGUCCUGCACAAAUAUUGGUAUGGGGAGUAUGAGAGCGUUGCCAGCGAUGAUGAAGAGAAGAAGGAACUGAAGCUGCACGAAUCGUUAACCCAACCGGAAUUGGAUGAGAUGAAGCAAACCCCUUACUAUCCUCAAACUUCCUAAGGAAUUUAUACCCUCAUUGAUCAAUAAAUAUCAUAAUUACAAACGCAGCCCUUGAAGUUUUAUAUAAGCCUUAACACUUGUACUGUCCCAUAUUUAACGCUGACUACGUUAACUUAAUAACUUACAGCUGGUUCCGUUUAAUGCCCAGAGCAUUUCCACGGGGUUAUCAAUACACAAAUUUUCCACUUGUUUGUCAAUACAA
This is a messenger RNA of Drosophila montana, 1644 nucleotides long. RefSeq names its product sodium-coupled monocarboxylate transporter 2-like. Lineage: Eukaryota; Metazoa; Arthropoda; Insecta; Diptera; Drosophilidae. Gene Ontology annotation, biological process: transmembrane transport; sodium ion transport. Gene Ontology annotation, molecular function: symporter activity. The transcript has 8 exons. Gene Ontology annotation, cellular component: membrane. The record is from RefSeq and is a predicted model, not a curated record. The coding region runs from base 60 to 1442 and encodes 460 amino acids.